CUCUCUCUUUCUCUAUUUCUCACUUUUCUAUCGUCGUCUCCUGUGAUUCCGAAAAUGAAGGUGCCUGCAAUCUGAACUUUAAUCUCGCCGCCGAUCUAAAGCUCUCCGCACGUAACCUCAUAUCGUUUUCAGAGGUUGUUUUAAACAUGUCUUCAUCUUAUCUCCCUGCAACAACCGAGUCACUUGACCAGUCUCAGGAAGCCAAAACACCAUCUGAGGCAAUUGCUAUCCUUUACCGCAUUCUGGAAAAUCCUUCAUCUUCUUCAGAAGCUUUGCGUAUUAAGGAAAAAGCUAUCGCUAAUCUCACAGAUCUUCUUAAGGAAGAGAGUAGGGCAGAAGAACUCCGAAGCCUCCUGACCCAACUAAGACCCUUCUUCUCCGUGAUUCCAAAGGCAAAAACUGCUAAGAUCGUUCGCGGUAUAAUCGAUGCAGUAGCUAAAAUAGCUGGCACAACGGAGCUCCAAAUUUCUCUGUGCAAGGAAAUGGUGCAGUGGACUCGUUCAGAGAAACGAACCUUCCUUCGUCAGCGAGUGGAGGCUAGGCUGGCUUCUCUUCUGAUGGAAAGCAAAGAGUACUCUGAAGCACUGUCUCUUCUUUCGGGCUUAAUCAAGGAAGUGAGAAGAUUAGACGACAAACUUCUACUGGUGGACAUAGAAUUGCUAGAAAGCAAACUCCAUUUUUCGCUAAGGAAUCUUCCAAAAGCGAAAGCUGCACUGACUGCCGCGAGAACGGCGGCCAACGCCAUUUAUGUCCCUCCAGAUCAGCAAGGCACGAUCGAUCUUCAGAGCGGGAUUCUUCAUGCUGAGGAGAAGGAUUACAAAACUGGUUACAGUUAUUUCUUCGAAGCGUUUGAGUCUUUCAACGCCCUGGAAGAUCCUCGAGCAGUUUACAGCCUGAAAUACAUGUUGCUGUGCAAGAUCAUGGUGAAUCAGGCUGAUGAUGUGGCGGGAAUACUAUCGUCUGCUAAAGUUGGACUGCAAUAUCAAGGGGCGGAAGUGGAUGCGAUGAAGGCGGUUGCCCAGGCGUAUUCGCAACGGUCCUUGAACCUUUUCGAGAAGGGGCUUAGAGAUUUCAAGGCACAGCUGGAGGAAGACCCGAUUGUUCAUAGGCAUCUAUCUUCGUUGUACGAUACUCUUUUGGAGCAGAAUCUGUGUAGGUUGAUUGAGCCAUUCUCUAGAGUUGAAAUUAGUCAUAUUGCUGAGCUGAUUGAACUGGGGGUUGAUCAUGUGGAGAAGAAGCUGUCUCAGAUGAUCUUGGACAAGAAGUUUGCUGGGACUUUGGAUCAAGGUGCCGGUUGUCUUGUUAUAUUUGACGAUCCUAAGACUGAUGCAAUUUAUCCAGCAUCGCUCGAGACAAUUUCUAACAUCGGAAAGGUUGUCGACAGUUUGUAUGUCAGAUCUGCAAAAAUAAUGGCAUGAUGAUGAUGAUAUGGUUUUUCUUCUUCUAUUCUAUCCUAAAAUCCUAUCCAACUUUUUGUUUUAUUAUUAUUAGACUUUCAUCAAUGCUCAUCAUCAUAUCUUGUUCUGAUACAUUAAAGAAUUCAUGUUAAGAGACAUACUUUCUUUUC
Impatiens glandulifera is the source of this 1567-nucleotide messenger RNA. Its product is annotated as 26S proteasome non-ATPase regulatory subunit 11 homolog. Bases 147 to 1418 code for a protein of 423 amino acids. Gene Ontology annotation, cellular component: proteasome regulatory particle, lid subcomplex. The record is from RefSeq and is a predicted model, not a curated record. NCBI's taxonomy places the organism in Eukaryota, Viridiplantae, Streptophyta, Magnoliopsida, Ericales, Balsaminaceae. Gene Ontology annotation, biological process: ubiquitin-dependent protein catabolic process. Gene Ontology annotation, molecular function: structural molecule activity; protein binding. The transcript has 2 exons.